Molecule: messenger RNA, 1387 nt
Organism: Balearica regulorum gibbericeps (East African grey crowned-crane)
Lineage: Eukaryota; Metazoa; Chordata; Aves; Gruiformes; Gruidae
Source: RefSeq, a predicted model, not a curated record
AUGUGUCCGACUUUGAGAACAAUAAUGAUGCUAGAGGGACAGAGCUGAGUCACCGCCAUGACAAUCUCUCCACAGUGACCAACGCCAUCGCCGGGAUCAGCCCCUCUUCCUCCCUGUCGGCCUUGUCCAGCCGUGCUGCCUCUGUCGCCAGCCUCCAUGAGCGCAUCAUGUUUGCUCCGGGCAGCGAAGAGGCAAUCGAAAGGCUCAAGGAAACGGAGAAGAUUAUCGCAGAGCUGAAUGAGACAUGGGAGGAGAAGCUACGGAGGACAGAAGCAAUCCGGAUGGAGAGGGAAGCAUUGCUGGCUGAAAUGGGGGUGGCCAUGAGGGAGGACGGAGGCACCUUGGGUGUUUUCUCUCCUAAAAAGACGCCUCACUUGGUCAACCUGAAUGAGGACCCGCUCAUGUCCGAGUGCCUUCUCUACUACAUCAAGGACGGGAUAACAAGGGUUGGCCGGGAAGAUGCAGAGAAGAGGCAGGACAUCGUUCUCAGCGGGCACUUCAUUAAGGAAGAGCACUGCCUUUUCCGCAGCGACACCAAAACCGGUGGUGAAGUAAUAGUGACCCUGGAGCCCUGUGAAGGUGCUGACACCUAUGUGAACGGCAAAAAGGUGACGGAGCCCAGUGUCCUGCGCUCAGGAAACCGCAUCAUCAUGGGGAAGAGCCAUGUCUUCCGCUUCAACCACCCUGAGCAGGCGCGGCAGGAGCGGGAGCGGACCCCCUGCGCCGAGACCCCUGCAGAGCCUGUGGACUGGGCUUUCGCCCAAAGAGAGCUGCUGGAGAAGCAGGGCAUCGACAUGAAGCAGGAGAUGGAGCAGCGGCUCCAGGAACUGGAGGACCAGUACCGGAGGGAGCGGGAGGAGGCAAAUUACCUUCUUGAGCAGCAGAGGCUGGACUAUGAGAGCAAACUGGAGGCUUUGCAGAAGCAGAUGGACUCUAGGUAUUACCCUGAGGCAAACGAGGAAGAGGAAGAACCUGAGGAUGAAGUGCAGUGGACAGAGCGGGAGUUUGAGCUGGCCCUCUGGGCCUUUAGGAAGUGGAAGUGGUACCAGUUCACCUCCCUGCGUGACCUGCUCUGGGGCAAUGCCAUCUUCCUCAAGGAAGCCAACGCCAUCAGUGUGGAGCUGAAGAAGAAGCCUCCCGAUGCCGCCAAGGACCGGGAGAAGCGGCCAUUCCCCCGGACCAUCGUGGCUGUAGAGGUGCAGGACCAGAAGAACGGGGCGACACAUUACUGGACCCUGGAGAAGCUGAGGCAGCGGCUGGACCUGAUGCGUGAAAUGUACGACCGUGCAGCUGAAGUGCCUUCUAGCAUCAUCGAGGACUGCGACAAUGUGGUGACCGGCGGAGAUCCUUUCUACGACCGCUUUCCCUGGUUCAGGCUGGUCGGCAG